Messenger RNA from Talaromyces rugulosus, 1041 nucleotides. RefSeq lists its product as uncharacterized. Bases 1 to 1041 code for a protein of 346 amino acids. The record is from RefSeq and is a predicted model, not a curated record. Gene Ontology annotation, molecular function: ketoreductase activity. Gene Ontology annotation, cellular component: endoplasmic reticulum. The transcript is spliced from 2 exons. NCBI's taxonomy places the organism in Eukaryota, Fungi, Ascomycota, Eurotiomycetes, Eurotiales, Trichocomaceae. Gene Ontology annotation, biological process: fatty acid elongation.
AUGGAGUGCGUCCACAAAUACCUGGACAAUCUGUCCCAGUUCCGCGCCGCCGACCUGUCGCAAUGCCAGACCACCCUGGUGUUUGGCCUCGGCGCUGUUGGCGGAGCCUUUAUAUUCUGCCACGCCUUUACGUUUCUCCGCGUCCUGCUCAGUCUGUUUGUGCUGCCGGGAAAGUCGUUGAAAAGCUUCGGCCCCAAGGGCAGCUGGGCAGUUAUUACAGGAGCCUCUGAUGGCCUGGGUAAAGAGUUUGCCUUCCAGAUCGCGCGUGCCGGAUUCAACCUUGUGCUCGUCUCACGCACCGAGUCCAAACUGAUCACCCUCGCCGAUGAAAUCAAAGCGAAGAACCCCUCCCUACAGACCAAGGUCCUCGCCAUGGACUUUGCCGAGAACAACAAUGCGGACUACGAAAAAUUGAAGACUUUGGUACAAGGACUGGAUGUAUCGAUCCUGGUGAACAACGUAGGCCGCAGCCACAGCAUACCCGUGCCCUUCAACGAGACUCCCGAGGAUGAGGUUGCCGACAUCAUCACUAUCAACUGCCACGGCACUCUACGUGUCACCCAGCUCAUCACGCCCGGCAUGAUUGAACGCAAGCGCGGCCUGAUCCUGACUAUGGGCUCGUUCGGCGGCCUCGUGCCCACGCCACUUCUGGCCACCUACUCUGGCAGCAAAGCCUUCCUGCAGUACUGGUCUACUGCACUAGGCGCCGAACUCGAACCCUACGGUAUCACUGUGCAGCUCCUGCAGGCGCAUCUCAUCACCUCGGCCAUGUCCAAGAUCCGCAAGCCAACUUUGACGGUGCCUACACCGAAGGCGUGGGUGUCUACAGCACUGAGCAAGAUUGGCCGCAACGGCGGUUCUCCGCAGUAUACGUAUACUUCGUCUCCGUACUUUAGCCAUGGCAUCAUGGCCUGGUUCAUUACCUGCGUUAUGGGUGUAUUUAGCAAGCGGGUGCUCGGAAUUAACAAGAGCAUGCACGAGUCGAUCCGCAAGAGGGCGCUCAAGAAGGCGGAGCGCGAGAAGGGAAAGAAGGCUCUGUAG